This is a messenger RNA of Paralichthys olivaceus (Japanese flounder), 2637 nucleotides long. RefSeq names its product tumor necrosis factor receptor superfamily, member 11a, NFKB activator (gene tnfrsf11a). The record is from RefSeq and is a predicted model, not a curated record. Gene Ontology annotation, cellular component: external side of plasma membrane. Gene Ontology annotation, molecular function: cytokine binding; tumor necrosis factor receptor activity. Gene Ontology annotation, biological process: ossification; multinuclear osteoclast differentiation; positive regulation of bone resorption. NCBI's taxonomy places the organism in Eukaryota, Metazoa, Chordata, Actinopteri, Pleuronectiformes, Paralichthyidae.
GAAGAUGAGACGAGAGGAGAGGAGAGGAGGGGAACUGUAACUGCAGCCUGACCGGGAAUGAAGGCGCAAGAAUGCCCCAUGAGACGCUGCGGAGGAUCCGCCACAUUUAUGCACGCAAGAAGAAGUGAUUUACCGUGUUGAAUCCUGAAGAGAAGAAUCUGAUCUCGGUCUUGAGAGAUCGUCGUCUUGGCUGAGAAAGGAAAGUUUGUCAGAGAAGGAAGGAGUCUUCAUCAUCCAGCAGAUAUGAGGCUGCACUUUUCUACGAGUUGGAUAUUCCGGGGCUGGAUAACGUGUGCGCUCAUCGCCUUUUACGCGCAGGAUGUGGUCUCCAAAACUCCCCCUUGUGAUGAGUCUCAUUACGUAAAAGGCAACAGAUGCUGUGAAAAGUGUGGACCAGGCUUCCGUGUGCUCACUGCCUGCACUGACUCUCAACCGACUAAAUGUAUUAAGUGCAAUCGCGGUGAAUACCAACCCGGCUGGACCGAAGAGGACCGCUGUCUCCAGCAGAAGUUCUGUGACCAGAUUAAGGGUUUCAUGGCGAGGCCUGAGAACCCUGUGGCAGAGGAGCCGUGUCGCUGCCUCCCCCACCUCCAGUGCUACCCCAUCAACUGUGAGUUCUGUGAGAGGAUUCCCACCUGCAGUGCCGGAUAUGGACUCGAGGUGGAUCCCGACUCUACGAACGGAAGGAAGGUCUGUGUUGCAUGUAUGAAAGGCUUCUUCUCUGCUGACAACAAUGGAGAACAAUGCAAACAAUGGACUAAUUGUAAGGCCGAGGGCAGGACUGAGACACAUCCAGGCAGCGCUCAGGCCGAUGCAGUGUGUGGACUACCUGUGUCUGGUGCGGCGCCCUCCUGGGUCAUAGUUUCAGUUCUGUCAGUCAUCACUGUUCUGUGUCUCCUCAUCCUGCUGCUUUUCUGCUACAAAGACAAACUGAAGUUACUCUCUGUAAAUCUGCGAUCCUGUGUUCAGAAUCUUAAGGGGACCAGGAUACAGCAGGAUACAUUGGCCCCUCUUUACCACAGUGGGGGUCCCAAGUGCACUCCGUGUGAGGUCACCAAACUCAACUGCGAAGCACCACACCACCCAACAGACGAGCCCCCCUGCACAUUCCCCACCUAUGUUCCCGAUGUCAAGGUCUCGCUGCCCUUUACGGAGGAAAUGACAGAGAACGUAGUGCCCAACAGGAAGACGGUGACGGAGGAUCAGAGCGAAGGGUCUGGAGAGCCGGAGGAGGUGUCAGAAGAGGAGGAGGUCACCAGCGUGUCCCCUCUCUUGGUGGGUUCCUGCGUGUGUGUCAUCCCCGUUCGCGAGCCACUGGAAGUCGGGGAGAACGAGGACUGCAGCCAGGCCGUCUGCCCCGGGACUCCAGGAACCUGCUCGUGUGGAGGGCUGGAUGGAGAGAAGGAUGGAGACGAGAGUGGGAAAGAAGAGAGGAGUGAGAGCGUUAGGUCCGACGGUAAUCAAGAAAAGAUGGUUUUGUGCAAGAGUGAAACAGGUGCUGCCUCUCUCGUUUCUCUUUCUCCUCCACUCCUCCACACCUCCUCUGUUGUCCCUCCAUCCAGCCCACGUCCUGAACUCUGCCUGCCCCUGUCCAAGGCUCUGGUGUCGUCCGAGUUCAAACCUAAAGUGACCGACAGGUCACCGCUGAAACAGGAGGAGUUAUACAGACUGGCUAGCACAGACACCACCUCAGCAGAGAAUAGCACAACCUCUGCGAUGACCUCAGUCAGUCCCCUGAUGACGUCCUCGUCUGUUAGAGAUCUGUACCUGGACAAACCCCCCGAGGCCUCUGGCCCGGAGCAAGGCCAGGGUCUUUCCUGGGAGGAUAACAGUGGAAACAAGCUUUCGUGUGGGGACUCAGAACUGCAGUGCUCACCUGAGAGCCUCCACAGUCAGCUGUCGGAACCAACGCUUACCUCAGGUCAAGUGUCGGGGAACAACAACACCACCUUCAUCUCCAGCGGUCAGGUGAUGAACUUUAGUGGCGACGUCAUCGUCGUCUACGUCAGCCAGACGUCAGUCGGCAGCGACGGAGCGGGGCUGGACGAUGCCUUCGGAAGCCCCGUCCAGGAAGAGGCCAGUGAGACGGCUCCGUUUUUCCAACGCGGCCCGAGGUCAAGAGGGGAAUGCUUGUCUCGCGUCACGGUGCAAGACGAGACGCUGCCAGUGCAGGAAGUGAUGGCAGAGCGGCCGCCGGGGAAGUGAACUGCAGCUGUGUCUGUCCAGUCCAUCAUCUCAAUAACUAGCAGAUAGACCUCUGAUCAUUCUUGUUGGUUAUGUCCCCUUAUAUCUUAGCUUAAUGAAAUUACAAAAAACUGUCCUAGAAUGUAAAUAAAGAUGGAUGACGUGUCUCCACUUCUUUACAGUAUCCAGAAAUCAAGCAAAAACAUCCCGGAUACGAACGCUGCCAUCUUGUGCAUUUGGAACAAGAGUGUGCGGCGUAGCAACCAGGUGAUGGAGCCGCGUUAUUGUGGUAUCACCAAUAUAUGCAGUUGACCGGAGUCAGUCUGAGCUGUCAAUCAUGACGUUUCCUAUGGGUUUUUGUAACAUUAAAUAAUUAAAAACGAACUCACCAGAAAAAGGUUUGAACAAACAUCAGCGUGAUGAGAACAACCUUCACUGACAGAAACCAUCUUG